AUGGCACAAGAUGAAUUGAAUGAUCGUAUUUAUAGUAAUAUUGAUAAAGCAUCUGUUCACAAUAUUGAUUUAGCGUUUUUAUUUUCCAAUGAUCAAUUGAAAGCAUUAGCAAGAUAUAAAGAUUCGGGGGCCAAUGAAAAUAUCAUGUUUUUUUCGUUAUUACCAACAAUAGCGCAUUUUGCUCAAAAAUCUGUUUAUUUAACAAGAUAUAAUAGUUUAAAAGCGCUAAAUUUGUUUAGUGUUGUUAUGGGACCAUCUGGAUCUGGAAAAACUCCAAAUAUGAGUCAUGUUAUGAACGCUGCAUUUGAUGUUAUCCAUUUAUUUCCACAAUCAUAUUUUGCUGAUUUAAAACUUGGAAAAGAUAUGCAGCAACGAUGUUCAAUUACAUCGAUUCCAAAUGGAUAUGGGUUGCAGUUAUUAUUACAAGAAUCGGAUACAUUUAUUUAUAAUGAUGAGAUAGAUGGGGUUUUCAAUAAAUUUGGUAUGUUCGGUAGUACAGCAACAGAAGACAUUCCAGUUCUUUGUAAAGCAUUUGAUCAAAUUCAAAAUUAUGAACGAAUAACAGGCUCAUCGUUAAUCUCAAUAAAUAAUUCAAGAUUAUCUAUAUUAGGUGGCACAACGGGUUCAACAUAUUCAGCUGUAUUAAAACAAUUCAAGAAUGGCCAGCGACUAGAUGGAUUAUGUAAUCGUAGGGUUUAUUUAGCGAUUCAACGUGAAAAAGCAAAAGAACCAAUGGAAUCAUUUAAAGUAUCAUCAAAUGACGGUAUACCGUCGAUUAAACAUGUUUUAAUAGUUGUUCAUUUAAUGAAAAAUAUCGAAUAUCGAUUUAGAACACAUGAUUCCGGAAUGACAAGAACAACAACGACAACCACAGAAGGAGCAGUAUCUACAAACACGUUAGGUACAAAUAUAUUAGAUGCUGAUAGCGCUUAUUAUUAUGUUUAUAAUCGAACAGCAGCACAUUAUAAUCAAUUAUUUGAUAAAAAUUUGAAAAUUGAACGUUAUUUAGAAGGUUUUUAUUCGAAGUCACAAGAAAUAUAUCCACGUUUUUGUGUACUUUUUCAAAUAUACGUUAAUACGAUGGCUGUAUUAAAUGAAUUAUCUGGAAUGAUUCAGUUCGAUGAUGUAUUUGUUAAAGAUGACAAAAAAACAAAUGAUUUUAUUGAACAAAUUAAUAUAAAAAUUAAUAAAUUAAUUCUGAGUGGUGCUACUGUUAAUAAUGAUGAUUCAUCAAUUGAAGAUAUAUUUGAUAAUGCUAAUAAAGAAAUAUGUACCGAUGGUGAAAAAAUUCUACGAUUUAAACAAAAUUGGUUUACUGAAUCGAAUAUAACACGAUACAACAGACCUACAAAUACAUUACCUGGUUAUAAUGGGCCAUUAUUUAAACAAUCUGAACGAUUUUAUGCUGCUAUCAAAUCUUUGAAACAACAUGAACUAGUAACAGAAGGUAGAUAUCUAGUUGGCUGUAAACAUGCAUCAUAUUCAAAAAAUGUUCCGCCACGUAUAUCAUUUCCACCAACAUCAGAACAACUUGAUUUUGAACGACAUCUUAGUAUAUUCGGUAUUACAUUAACGGAAUAUUAUAAAAUAUUCGAAGAAUCGUCAUCAGAUGCACUAUUAACGGCAUUCGCGGCAACACAUAUGGCUCAUAAUUAUACACAAUAUAUUAAUGAAUUCGUUAAAUAUAGCGAUCAAUUAUUUGUACGACAAGAAAUCAAUAAUUUAAUAGAAACUGGUGUUAUUAAAGAAAAAACAUUAAGUGACGGUGAAAUAAAAUUUCUUUUAACAGAACCGAAUGCUAGUAAUGAUAGUAGCAUUGACCGUGCAGAACAAUUAAUAACAUUUUUACAAUCGCAAAAUCAACCGGUAGUAUCAACAUCACCGCAACAGCCAACAGCAAUAACAAAUGCUUCAAUAACUACAUCAGACUCAGUUCAAAAUUCACCAAUUCCAGUUCCUACUACGCCAUCGUCUGUAUUUCUGUCAACAAAAACAACAUGCAUAAUAUAG
Molecule: messenger RNA, 2010 nt
Organism: Didymodactylos carnosus
Lineage: Eukaryota; Metazoa; Rotifera; Eurotatoria; Philodinida; Philodinidae
Source: the annotation of a GenBank genome assembly